Molecule: messenger RNA, 3449 nt
Organism: Jaculus jaculus (lesser Egyptian jerboa)
Lineage: Eukaryota; Metazoa; Chordata; Mammalia; Rodentia; Dipodidae
Gene: Lysmd3
Product: LysM domain containing 3
Exons: 3
Coding region: 157-1056 (299 amino acids)
Biological process (GO): Golgi organization
Cellular component (GO): Golgi apparatus
Source: RefSeq, a predicted model, not a curated record
ACUGCUAAACCAUCUGCAGUGAUAGUUUCACUCUUCUGAGAAGGCGAUGUGUGCAUUUUCCCUGCCCAGAGAAUUAAGGCAGCUGAAGGGAAUUGAGCCAGAUGACUUGAAUACUGCCUCUGUUUCUAAUCUCCAGUACUUUGCCCAGGUUUUAACAUGGCGGGGCGGCAUCCGAAUCGAAUUUCUGCCUCCGGAGUUCAGUCAAGUGGUCAAGUACUUACUUUUGGGAACUGUACAGACAGUGACCUGUUGGAAGAGGAUGCUGAAGUGUAUGAGCUUCGGUCCAGAGGAAAAGAAAAGGUUCGAAGAAGUACAUCAAGAGAUAGACUUGAUGACAUUAUUGUGUUAACAAAAGAUAUACAAGAAGGAGACACUUUAAAUGCAAUAGCCCUUCAGUACUGUUGCACAGUAGCCGAUAUCAAAAGAGUUAACAAUCUCAUCAGCGAUCAAGACUUUUUUGCCCUUAGGUCUAUCAAAAUUCCAGUUAAAAAGUUUAGUUCCUUGACUGAAACACUUUAUCCUUUAAAAGGAAGACAAGCUCCCGUGGCCUGUGCUGCAGAACAGGAAAUUGCACCAGCUGAUUAUCUCUCCUCCAGUGAGUCGGCUGGUAGCUUUUUAAAAGAAGUUGACCGAGACAUUGAACAAUUAGUAAAGUGUACAGACACCAAGAGAGAGAACCUUAAUGAGGUCGUGUCUGCCUUAACAGCACAGCAAGUCCGUUGUGAGUCUGACCACAGCAGCCCUCACCGUAAGGACCCCUAUUAUGGAGCGGACUGGGGAAUUGGUUGGUGGACAGCUGUGGUGAUUAUGCUGAUAGUUGGUAUUAUAACACCAGUAUUUUAUUUGCUGUAUUAUGAGAUUUUAGCAAAAGUGGAUGUUAGUCAUCAUUCAACAGUGGACUCUUCACAUUUGCAUUCAGGAAUUACACCUCCGUCCCAGCACAGAGAAGUGGAGAAUGGAAUUGCUCCAACGAAAGGAAUGCAUGUUGGCCAACAAGACAAUCAUAAACUAUAUAGUCAGGAUUCUCAGUCACCUGCUGCUCAACACAAAACUUAGUAGCUGGCUUACAGUCACUGUUAGUGGUCAUGUGUGCAUCUUGAAUAUAGUACUCAGCUUCAUCUAGCAACCUCAUCAAAGGCAGAGUUUAGGGAGAGUGAAGAUUUUUUAAUCUAAGAAUUUCUGAGCCAUACACAGAUGGGUUGUGAAUAAAACCCCUGCAUUUGCUCCGUCAUGCUGAACAGUCCAUAAACCUGCUGUCAGUACUUAAACCAGACGUGAAUUUACAUUUAAGAGGUUUGCAACUUAGAAGAUGCUUGCAUUUUUCUUACACAAAAGUAGUUGGGUUUAGAUUUUACCUUUUAAGAGAGUUUGUUUUAUUUACUAUGUUUGUGUUACAUAUAUGAAACAAUAAUGCAUUUCAAAUGCUUGCAGUGGAAGAAAAUUUACUACUGUGAACCACCAAAAUACUUAGUUACAAGAAAUUUGAGUCUAAAAUUAUUUAUGGUACCAAGUACUUAAAACUUCAUUUUAAAACUUUAAAAAAUAUGUUUAGCAGGGGCUGGGCCUAUAGCUCAGUGAUAGAAUGCUUCUCUGGCAUGUACAAGGCACUGGGUUCAAUCCCUGACCCUGUUAAAAACAAAAGUAAAAAUAUGCUUAGCGUAUGUGCUGUGAAAGCCUAUGUAGAAACAGGUAUGUAACAAGGAAUUUCUGUAUUAGAGGCUAAGCAAGAUAAUUUUUUUUAUUUUUAUUUUUCAAGGUAGGGCUGACCUGGAAUUCACUCUGUAGUCUCAGGCUAGCCUUGAACUCACAGUGAUCCUCCUACCUCUGCCUCCUGAGUGCUGAGAUUAAAGAUGUGCACCACCACACCUGGCUUAAGUACUUUUUAAGGCCCCAAAUAAUGUCUUGUGGUUGGAAAGUUAUUUGACUACAAGAACACUGGAGUAGAUCAAGACCUAUAAAUAAUUUUUGUGUCAAAGACAGACAGCUCCUUCAACCUCACCUCUGCUUCUGUUUCUUGUGUCUGAUACUUGAAAGCACUCUUGUAGUUAUCCCUGUACAGAUUAACAUCUGCAGUAACUCCCUACCUACUGUGAUAAAUCAUUGCUGUUAUGUAUAGUAACAUGCCUUAAUUACACUUAAUGCCUUACAUUACUUAAUGUGAGUUAAUACACAUUUCAAAAUGAAAGCGAAGCACUGUUUCAGAUGUUUCAACUGGAUUCACAAUACAGGCUGUCAUUACAUAGUUUGUGUAACCUUGUCUUCCUUCACUUUUAAAGUUAAUUGGGUCAAAACAAAUCUUUGUCUGCCUCUGAAGUUUUGCAGAAAAGGUUCAUUAAGUAAAGGUGAGUAAAGAAAGAGGCUAUUUGCUUUAGCAGGAGACACAUUUCUUUAUUUUGUUGACCACAGCCUGUUUUUCACAAAGAAAGUGUCCAAUUUCUUACCCACCCCCCCCGCCACUGUAACAUUAAGUUGGGAAACAGAGGCCAAAGGGAUUUGGGUUGGCUAAAAGGGCUCAGUUACGCCACGUUGUAAGAUGUGCUGUGGGUCAGCCAGGCUAGCUAAGCAAGCAUUUGCAAACUAAUGUCCUUGUUUAAGUUUUUAAAGUAUGUAUUUUUCAAAUAGAAGUAAGAUGAUUCAAGAGGAAUGAAUUCGGUGGAGUCUUCAUUGCCUUUAUAUUUCUUUCAUACAGCACAUGUCUUAAGAUACUUAAUACCACCUCAUUUUCUGGGCAUUAUUUUCUAACAAUGUUUCAGUCUUUUUGAACAUUCUGUAUCUCAAAUUCCAAUUCUGAUUCAAAGUGGCACGAAUAAAUAUUAAUUGUAAUUUGGGUUUUAAAACAUCAUAAAAUGAUGGUUAGAGGUCAAACCUUUAAAAGCCCUAUGUGUAUCAGAGGACUUGAGAAGAUUACCAAAAAAGUGUUUAAUAGGAAAGGUAUAGGAAACUGAUUCUUGCAGUAAAUCCUCUAGUUAAGUUUUUAAUUGUUUUCCUAUACCUUACACAUCUUGAAAAAAGGAGUGCGAUCUUGACAGCUACACUCUACUUAAUACUGUUGCUGGAACUUGUAUUUUCGGAUAGAAAAUGCAGUGUUUAGGGUAGAACAGGCUAUAAGUCCUUUAAAGAACUUUGCUUACAUCAGAUUGAUGAGAAUCACUGACUACUUUAAAAGUUGUGACAGAGAGCACUGACAACUUACAGUAAGGAGAUGCACACUGGAUUUGCUGCCUGAAAAUCACUUCUGUCUCCGAGUAUCCUUUCUGAAGGAAAUAAAACAUGCAUCCUUAAACACAGUCAGGCUGUUUCUUUCUCUAUGAAUAAUUUGAGAUACUCUAUAUUUAAAAUUGGGCCUUUAAAAAAACAUGUAAGCAUUCAAUAGGUUUAGAAUUAUAGUUUUUAAAAAGUACAUUAAAUAUAAAUUUUUAGCAAAUUACACUGUGUACUAGACAACAUAA